AUGCCAUCGUCUGUUCGUCCCUAUAUCAACAAGUCUAGCGCAAGCAGAACUUUCUCAAAAUCAGAUCAUGAUCGUCUGGCAACACUUUCUAGAGAAAGCCAGUCAUCAGAGCCCUCCCCGCCGUUCAAUACAAGCAACGUAACAACAUUUCCGCAGCCCGAAACUACAGAUACGGUCCAGUCUUUUGGAGACUUGAUGAACAAGGACGAAGACCACCGAGCUGAGACUUUUGCGUCCGGCGGGGCUACCACUGAGACACCUGCUGCACUUCCGAUUUUCAACUCGCCAUCCGUAUCGAUAGAUACUGUCCACGGUGUAAUCACUACUGAAGUCGGUCGGUUUCCAAGAAACAGCAAAUUUGCCGGGUUGAGCUCUCCUCAGGUCUUUGCAAAAUCAGCCGAGGAGCACUUCAAAGGCAUCGCACCUCACAUCAAUGUGAUGGAUUUUUUCUGCCCUACUAUGAGUUUUGCGGAGGAACUACCAAACCAGCCAACCGAACAUCGGCCACUUGUGGUCAAAGAAAUUGCCGACGUUUGUAUUCAGCGCUUUCUCAGCACCUACAACCAACUAUUUCCAAUUCUUAAUUCUAGAGCCUUUUGCGAAGCUUAUCUACAGUUUUACGAUGCGGGGAAGUGCUCUGACUCGGCAGUCGUUGCAUGCUUCUAUUUCGCCAUUGCUCUAGGCUCUGAAGACGAGGAGAUUGGUGACCUACAUUCCCAGGCGGCUUGCAAGCUCCAAGGCGAGUUACUGGCCAGGCCUUAUAUGUCUAGUGUGCAAGCCUUGAUCUUGAUGGUGAGAUCACCACUAAUCAUUGCGAUCUCUGAGGUAGCUAAUUAG
Talaromyces amestolkiae is the source of this 837-nucleotide messenger RNA. RefSeq lists its product as uncharacterized. The transcript has 2 exons. NCBI's taxonomy places the organism in Eukaryota, Fungi, Ascomycota, Eurotiomycetes, Eurotiales, Trichocomaceae. Bases 1 to 837 code for a protein of 278 amino acids. The record is from RefSeq and is a predicted model, not a curated record.